CCAGCCGGGCUCUGUUACUGGCUGCUAGGAGCAGAGAUGCAGAGACACUGUAGGGGGAAGGGGAGGAAGAUGCUGUUUCCUCACCUCCAUCCCUCUCUCAGUUCAUCAUCAGUUUCUCUCCUGUUCAGGUCAGGCAGGGUUGAUCUAACAGGAUGGACCUACAGUCCACAGACUGGAGCUGCUGGAGCUGCUAUUUACCGAACAGAACCAUGGGAGCUGGAGUCCCCCGGGGGUGCAGCAGAACAGCUGAUCUGCUGAGGAUUGUUGGUCAGCAGAGUUGGAAGAUGUGAGCUGGUGGGCGGGCGCCGCUCAGCAAACUCUUGCUGUCUCCUCUCUCCUCAUUGCUGCUGCAGCUUCAUCAUCAGCUUCCUUAGCCUCUCAUCUCCUUCUCCAUCUGACUGCUCCACCAGGAAGAGCCAGGAUGGGCUGUCGCCUCAGCCGGACCAAGGCUAAGACGCAUGAAUCUUCCCGUCAUCGGCGCCGAGAAGAGCUUCACUUUGUGGACGAGUAUGGUCAGCCCAUCACAGUGGCAGUGGAAAGUAAAAGUGGGCGUGGUCACAGGAGGCGGCGGUCCCACUGUGCCAUCGAGUGUAGCCUCCCACCAGAGAGGCACUGGGAGGCCCUGAGAGCGAUGGGUCUAAUGGAGGGGGAGGAAGGACAGGGAGACGUCUACGGUGCAGGGAGCUACUAUGGACACAUGACGGUGUCCCCUGAGCCAUACCCUGCCAACAGCCACAUGAUGUUGUCAUCUGAUGUCUAUCCAACCAAUUACCUCCCCACAGCAUCAAAUGAUCAGCAUCCAGGUAACAACUACCUGCCUAGCGUCUCCUACAGCUUGGACCAUCUGGACAGACUGGACUACCAGAGUCCAGAGAUGUUGCCUCACCAGCCCAGCUCAGAAAGCUGUCUGAUUGGCUGCUACAGCUCAGAAGAAGGGACGAGUUUCCCCAGACAGUCGGACUAUCAUCCUACCUGGAGGCCUGACCGUCCACUCAGUUACCUCCCCCUCAGUGAGCUGGACAGCGGCUUAGGGUGCGGGCCAGACAGUCCACACCCCAGGGUGGCACUCUCUGAAGCUGAGACGGAUGCCAUGUCAUCACUUCCGGGUCACACCCCUUCCUCCCAAGGUUCCUCCUCCUCCUCGGAGUCCCUGAUCUCGUCUGAACCCAGCGACUCCGGCUUCCACAGCGUCAGCACCGGGGAGCACAGACGGCUGCACAAGCUUCCCAGCACCCACACUCACCGACCAACUCCGCACCUCCGAUCAGGCCACUCCCCUCGAGAGCAGAGGGCACGGUGGGAUUUGGAGUCCAUCCCUGAGACGACGCCAGUGACCCACUCUGGACCACCACAGGCGUCCCGGUGCUCUGUGGGAAACAGCACCACUACAAUGGUUCACUUUCACAGAGCUGAGAGAAGCCCCACUUUACCGCAUCACAAUUCACCCCCAUCACCCUUCAUGGGUAGCCGCACUGAGCCCUGCCAACGGAGAGCGUUGUGGUUGGAGCAGCAACAGCAGGGUCGAGGUGGAAGGAUUGAGGUCCCAGUAAGGAGUCGGACAAUAACAGAUCUGAGUGAAGGCCAGCAGCGCCGCAGGGCAAGUCAUCCCAACAUGACGGACCCAAACGUUCUAAGAAACACUCACCAGAGCAGCCAUCAAAGUCCAAGCAGGAACAUGAUGGGGCCGAGGAGCAGGGCCAGUUAUCCCAGUCACUGUCAUCCCACCGGUCAUGUCGGCCUAGACAGAGUCAGCCUGAUCAAUCAUCCAAGUUCAAACCGAAGCAAAGAGGAGGACUCCCUCUCCAAAAGCCCUGGAUCUGCCUCCAGUGGGGUCUCGGACUGGCGGGGCUUUCAGACACUCGGCAGUUACGUGGAAAAACCCAAAAGUUCCUGUGGUCCUUUUUACAGCACACUGGGAGCUCCACAACGUAGUCCUCGAUCUCCAACAUCUCCCCGCUCCAGGAUAUCCAAUCAGAAGUCAGUAAGGAACCAGCUGCUCCGAGCUCGUGCUUACCGAUUGGCCAGGGAGCGCAGUGAGGUCACAACAGAUGAAGAGAUGCGAGGAGACGGUCUGAAAGGAGGUGAGGAUGAAUGGGAGGAUGGUCGGUGGGCAGGGAGAUACUGGAGUCGAACAGAAAGAAGACGUCACAUGGCACUGUCACGGCAACACAGAGAGAGGAGAGGUGGAGCGGAGGAGCAUUUGGGUGGGUGCCAGGGGGCGGCGUCAUCUCAGAUGGUGCUAGAGCUGAGCCACCUGAAGCAGAACCGGCUGAGGAACAGCAAGCUGCUGGAUGAUUGGACCACGGUAGAGGAGCUACUGACACACGGGACUCGGGUAGAGAGCGACAGUCAGCUGUGUCCCAGUCCGCUGCUGUCAGUUACCACAGUUUGA
Molecule: messenger RNA, 2392 nt
Organism: Cyprinodon tularosa
Lineage: Eukaryota; Metazoa; Chordata; Actinopteri; Cyprinodontiformes; Cyprinodontidae
Exons: 6
Coding region: 422-2392 (656 amino acids)
Source: RefSeq, a predicted model, not a curated record